AUGUACCUGGUCGAUCCCCAAGGCUUAGAUUUUACGCGUAUUGAAAUCCCAAAGGAGCCCCAACACUCAAACCUGGCUGCUCUUGGUUUUACCUUGUGUAGUGGCGUCAUAUGUCUUGGUGAAACCAAGAGCUUCACUGGCGGCCAGUAUGACCUCGUCGCAUUCGACCCCAGAGCCACCGGCAGCACAGUCUUUUCCUGCUUCACCAACCCAUUGGCUAAAGCGCAGCACACCUUCAAUUCCGGGGUCACAAGCACCGCGUCGGAUGUAGCUGAAGGACAGCUCUGGGCUGCGGGCACGGUGUACUCCAACGCUUGUCUUGAGACGCAGGCCAAGAACUCAAGCCUGGUCAAUUCCCCUUUUUACGCACGAGAUUUGAUCAGCGUCGUCGAUGCGCUGGGCGAAGAUGGCAUGCUGCGCUUCUGGGGUCUGUCUUAUGGCACCAUCGUUGCUGCGACGGUCUCAGCCAUGUUCCCGGAGAGGAUUGAUAAAAUGGUGUUUGAUGGCGUGCAGAACCCUCACGAGUACUACUAUGCCCUUGGUGAUUUCGAAGAAUGGACAGACACGGACGACGUCUUUUCGGCCAUCUUCUCCACCUGCCUCGACUUCCCCGAGAACUGUGCCCUGUCCAAGUACAACAUCUCUGGUGCCGAGCUCGAAAAGAAGUUCUGGGAUUUUCUCGAGACGAUCAAAUACGACCCUCUCGUUCUGGGACCCGCCACAGUCGACUACUCGACCCUCAAGUUCAUCACUGCCCUCAGCCUCUACGACGCAUCAACCUGGCCGACUUAUACAGCUUUCCUCGAUCUCCUCAUGACGCGAUCCAACGACACACUGGCCGUGCAGACCAUGACGGAAAACGGGUGGCUGACCACCAAAUCCGAAGGCGACGAGGCCAUCUUCCAGAUCCGCUGCGGCGACAGGGUGGCACGAGCUGCCAGUCUCGAAGAGUUCAAGCCUGCGAUAGACAGGCUGACCAACACGAGCCGUGUCUACGGAGAUCUGGUCGUAGCUCUCAAUGCCGCUUGCGCGCAGUGGCAGGUCGGCGCCGCCGAAAGACUCGAUUCCGACUUUCACGUCAAGACGAAGAACCCGGUCUUGUUCGUCGGCAAUACCUGGGACGGACACACGCCGCUCGUGUCGGCGAAGAACGUGAGUUCGACGUUCGACGGGAGCGGUCUCUUGAAGAUUCGCGGCUAUGGUCACGGUUCGCAUGUCCUGCCCUCUUCGUGCUCGCUCAAGGCGAUUUCUGCUUACUGGACUGAUGGUGUUCUGCCGGAGCCUGGGACGGUAUGCCCGGUGGAAGGGGUGCCCUAUUCAGGAAUGACGUGGGCCGAUGUGUAUGCCGAGGUCGCGAGCAACAAAACAGCUCACACUUAG
This is a messenger RNA of Verticillium dahliae VdLs.17, 1380 nucleotides long. RefSeq lists its product as uncharacterized. The record is from RefSeq and is a predicted model, not a curated record. Bases 1 to 1380 code for a protein of 459 amino acids. NCBI's taxonomy places the organism in Eukaryota, Fungi, Ascomycota, Sordariomycetes, Glomerellales, Plectosphaerellaceae. The transcript is spliced from 6 exons.